Dendroctonus ponderosae (mountain pine beetle) is the source of this 1305-nucleotide messenger RNA. RefSeq lists its product as uncharacterized. The coding region runs from base 143 to 1243 and encodes 366 amino acids. NCBI's taxonomy places the organism in Eukaryota, Metazoa, Arthropoda, Insecta, Coleoptera, Curculionidae. The transcript is spliced from 3 exons. Gene Ontology annotation, biological process: proteolysis. The record is from RefSeq and is a predicted model, not a curated record. Gene Ontology annotation, molecular function: serine-type endopeptidase activity.
AUUUUGGUCCAGCUAAUGGAUAGAAAUAAAAUAGGCCAUAAACUAUGAUUUCUAAUACAUUUUUAAGUCAACUUAAAAUUCCAAAUAAGUUUAAACCACCUACCAGUCACAUUUCACCAUAUCAUUGAGUAUUAACUCAAAGAUGAUUUUCAUUUUAUGCUUUUUAAAUUUAUUGGCUAUAAGUUGUCAAAAGGAACUGAGUGAUUAUAGGCCAACAAAUGCCAAUGUUUUACCUUUCCAAGCUUUAAUUUUUAAUAAUAACAAAGGGUGGUAUACAGUGGGAGCUCUGAUAAGUCCUAGCUAUGUAGUUACAAUGGCAAAUGGCAUUAAACAAAGUGUUCACUUCGUAGUAUACCUGGGACUGUCCACUCAUCCAAAGAAAGUGGCAGAAGUCUUUGACGAAAAAGUUCAAGUAAUUUCUUCCUCGAACAAGAUCUUCAUUCAUGAAGAUUAUGGCAAAGUGAAGGCAACUGGGCAGUACAUUUAUGAUAUUGGACUACUCAAGCUGGAUAGAAAUGCUUCCAUUACACCAACAGUACAGAUUAUAAAUUUACCCCCAAAAAACCUGUUUCCUCUAAGCGCCGGUUUAUUGGCAAAUUCCACUGCUUUCAAAAUUACCAGCAACAAGGGGUUUCCAGCAUUUGCUUCCGUUCAACUACGCAGCCAGACAAAAUGUAAACUAUUUUUCGGGCCCAGUUUUAUAGAAAGUGAGGAAAUAUGUGUCAGGCAACAAAACGUCCCGGCUGAUUUCAGCAAAGUAUUUAUUCAUCUUCCUUUAGUGGCAGAUGGUUAUCUUAUAGGGCUCGGAAGAACUCUCUUAACACCUGCAGCUUGUCAAGUGACUAGUGCAAGCUGUAACUUGCUGCAAGUUUAUGCUAGUAUUGAAAAUGCACUGGAUUGGAUUUAUGAAAACACAGAUGUUCUGGAUAUGAAGGAAAAACAGAUUAAAGACAACGAAAUGCUAGAUUGCAUCAACAGUACGACUGUGAGUAGUGAAAAUGUAGAGAACCCAUUGGCAGUUGGAGAAAAACAGGAAAUAACAGGCGACAAAGGCCACAAAGGCAACGCCAGUGGGGCAAAUUUACCAAAUACAAAGGAAGUUGCUGAAGACGACAGUCAAGGAAAAACCAAUGAUUUUGCCUAUAAAAGAGUUAAUAAUAAUGGCACAGAACAGAAGGAGUAUGCAGAAUCAAACGGCUACAAUAACACGAUCGCGCCAUCUUUUCUUCAAAUAUUUGGUUAAAAAUGUAUGAGUCAUGUUUAUUAGCUUUAUUAUAAUGUAAAUAAAUUCAAGUACAUUUCUAA